UUCCUUUAAUAUAAUUAGUACUGAAUCUUGUUUAUAAGAAAUUGCUAAAAAUGUGUUCUAUGAAAAAUCUUUUAGUGUCAAUAAUUUUUAUUAACAUUUUACAAUUGGAAACAUAUUUUUGUGCAAAAAACCAUAGCAGUAUAAUAAUGGAAGAUCCUAAGGAAAAUUAUAAAUUUUUAAUAACGGGCGGUUAUCGUCCUAAGAUAGAUAAUUUGGCAAAAUAUGUUGUCUCCAUACGAGGAAAAAAAUAUUCAAGGUUUUUUGGAGAUGAUCACAAUUGUGGUGGCACUAUGAUAUCACCCAAAAUUAUUCUGACCGCAGCACAUUGUGUUUGUGAGAGGGAAGGACGAAUACAAUUGAGACCGUCUGAUAUAUCGGUCGUAGCUGGAACUCCAAAACGUUUGGUAGCCACUGAUAAAACACAAGUAAUAAAAGUUGAUAGAGUUAUUAGACACGAAUACUACGAUCCUGAUACUAUGCGAGAUGAUAUUGCUAUAUUAUUGUUGCUAAAAGAUAUAUAUGAAGACGGUGUUUCAACACAAAGAAUUAGUCUGCAAACAAAGAUAUUACCUCCCUAUACUAAAUGCACCGUCCUUGGAUGGGGUCGUGUUUUUACAGCAGGCCCAUUUCCAGAUUUAAUAUUACAUGCCGAUAUCUAUAUAAUGCCAACGGAAUACUGUAAAGAGAGAUACAGCUCUUUUUCUUUUGGCAUGAUGUGUGCUGGUGAUGUGGAUGAUUUUGAGCAAAAUGCGUGCCGAGGUGAUUCUGGUGGUCCACUGAUAUGUAAUGGAUCUUUAACGGGUAUUGUAUCAUUUGGUUUUGGCUGUGCUUCACCCAAUUAUCCAGGUUAUUAUAUGAAUGUGACUUCGUAUCUUGAUUGGAUUCGUAAGAAUGGAUUAAGUAAAUUAAGGCCUGUAAACUUUAUUUUGCUAAUUGUGUUACAAAUUUUCAUAACGAAAGGAAUGUAUAGUAAAGAAUACGUAAAUUAAUUAUUG
Molecule: messenger RNA, 995 nt
Organism: Bactrocera oleae (olive fruit fly)
Lineage: Eukaryota; Metazoa; Arthropoda; Insecta; Diptera; Tephritidae
Source: RefSeq, a predicted model, not a curated record